Messenger RNA from Crotalus tigris (Tiger rattlesnake), 7077 nucleotides. It is a transcript of the gene ST14, whose product is annotated as ST14 transmembrane serine protease matriptase. Bases 617 to 3187 code for a protein of 856 amino acids. Gene Ontology annotation, biological process: proteolysis; acrosome reaction. Gene Ontology annotation, cellular component: membrane. NCBI's taxonomy places the organism in Eukaryota, Metazoa, Chordata, Lepidosauria, Squamata, Viperidae. Gene Ontology annotation, molecular function: serine-type endopeptidase activity; protein binding. The record is from RefSeq and is a predicted model, not a curated record. The transcript is spliced from 19 exons.
GAGUCACCUGUGCGCGCAAAGGGCGACCCAGGAAGCCGCGCGAGGCCCCGAGAGAGGCAGAGAGCGAGCCUGCCCGCCCGCGACCCAGUUCAAGCAGGCGAGAGAAAGAGACGAAGAAAAAAAAAAGAGACCCCCGAAAGAAAGAAAGAACUAGAGAGAGAGAGAAAGAGAAAGAAAGAAGAAAGAAAGGGAAAGAAAGAAAGAAAGAAGGAAAGAAAGAGAGAGAGAAAGAAGAAAGAAAGAAAGAAAGAAAGAAAGAAAGAAAGAAAGAAAGAAAGAAAGAAAGAAAGAAAGAAAGAAAGAAAGAAAGAAAAAGCAAAGCUCCUUUUCGGAGUCCCAGCGCGAGCACCGGAUGUGUUUGGAUCAACGCCCGUCUGGUUUUCUCCCCUUUCCUGUGUAGAGAGCAAACUCCAGUUGCGUCUGGAAGCCGAACAAAGUUGGGGGCAAACUCGGCGCCGGUCGUCGGGAGUCGAUUUUUAUUUUCCCCCUUUUCUUUUUCGGUUGGAUUCCCGUCCCGCAUCGUUCGCCCCCCUCGCCUCCCCUCCCGUCGCCCUCCUCGGGAGGAGGGAGAAAGCGAUUGACCGGUACAUGAAGGCUCCCUAAAAGUCAAGGCAGGAUGAACAUUUAUCGCCCACCUUCGGGGGCCAAAACGAAGGUCUCGCAGGCGGGCCUGAAAUACAGCAGCAAGACGGAGGACAUGAAGGGCCUUGAGGAAGGGGUGGAAUUCCUCCCCACCAUGAACUCCAAGAAGCUUGAGAAGCGUGGUCCAAAACGUUGGGUGGUGGUGGUCAUCAUAGUAUCCACCUGCCUGCUCCUUUCUCUGCUGGUUGGGCUGCUGGUUUGGCACUUCAAAUACAGGGCCGUCCUUGAGCACAAGUCAUACAACGGCCGCAUGAGAUUGAUAGGCACUCAGUUCAUCGAUGCUUAUGAGAGAUCCAGUUCUCCUGAAUUCGCCAAAAUGGCGAAGACUGCAAAGAAGAUGCUCUUGGACAUCUAUGCAAAUAAUUCGGACGUUGGUCCUUUCCACAAAGAGUCAAAAAUACAAGCAUUCAGUGAAGGCAGUGUUAUUGCUUACUUCUUGUCCACGUUCAGUGUGCCUCAUUACAAGAUCGAUACUCUUGAUAACGCCAUGGCAAAUUUCCAGAUUUUAAAACUAGAGGGGAUGGGAAAAGCGCGCAAGCCGCAACUUCGAAUUGAGUCUCUUGUUGCUUUUCCUACUGAUGAGGAUAUCAUUAAAGCAGCCCGAGUCAACAGCUGCAAAUAUGCGUUGCAUGCCAAAGAAGGGAAAGUGACCAGCUUUACCACGCCAGGAUUCCCAAACAGCCCUUACCCAUCCAACAUGCGCUGCAUCUGGGCACUGAGAGCCGAUGCCAACGCGGUCAUUAGCCUGACCUUCACUACAUUUGACGUUGAGUCUUGCAACCAAGGAGAGGACUUUGUCAAGGUGUAUAACACCUUGAGCCCAGUGGAAGAACGCGCGUUGGUGAAGUUAUGUGGGAGCUUUGAUUUUUCAUACAACCUAACUUUCAUCUCCUCUCAAAACGUCCUCCUGGUGAUGCUAAGUACAGAUGCAAACGGAAGAUAUCCUGGGUUCAAAGCAGAAUUCUUCCAGAUGCCAAAGAUGACAUCUUGCGGUGGAGUUUUGAAGGGUAUCUCAGGAAACUUCACCACUCCUUAUUAUCCAGCCCACUACCCUCCAGAUUUGGAUUGUGUAUGGAAUAUAGAGGUGCCUAAUAACAAAAAUGUGAAGAUACGCUUCAAUGAAUUCUACCUUGAGGAUCCUGGUGACUCAUCCAACUCCUGCCCCAAAGAUUAUGUGGAAAUCAACGGUGUCAGGUAUUGUCAGCCCAGCAAGGGAUUUGUGGUAAUGAGUAAAACCAACAAAAUUACAGUUCGUUUCCACUCAGAUGAGUCACACGUGGACAGUGGCUUUUCGGCAGAGUAUUUGUCCUUUGACUCCAAUGACCCUUGCCCAGGGCAAUUCACCUGCAAAAGUGGCCGUUGUGUCAGCAAUGAAAGGCGUUGUGAUGGGUGGUUUGACUGCCCAGAUGCCAGUGAUGAGAAAAACUGCACUUGCACUGCGAAACAAUUCCGAUGCCAUAAUAAGUGGUGCAAGCCAAAGUACUGGGUUUGUGACACGGUGAAUGACUGUGGGGACAACAGCGAUGAACUGCAGUGCGAAUGUCCUCCUGAGAGCUUCAAGUGCAGUAACGGUGAUUGCAUCCCAGCACAGAAGAAAUGCGACGGAAAAGCUGACUGCAAAGAUGGCAGCGACGAGGGAAAGUGCAGCUCCGGUAAAGGCUUGGCCAACGUUUCCUGUCAAGCAUAUACGUACAAAUGCCGCAACAAUCAGUGUGUGAGCAAAAGGAAUCCAGAAUGUGAUGGGACGACAGACUGCAGUGACAAAUCAGAUGAAGAUAAUUGCAACUGUGGUCUCCGUGCGUAUAGCAAACAGUCCCGGAUUGUAGGUGGAGAGGAUUCGGAUUUGGGCGAAUGGCCCUGGCAGGUCAGCCUGCAUGUCCAGGGCGAGGGUCAUGUCUGUGGGGCUUCCUUGAUAUCCAACAAGUGGCUGGUCACUGCUGCCCAUUGCUUUGUUGAAAAGAACUACAUCAGAUACAGUGAUCCCUCCCUAUGGACAGCCUUCAUGGGUCUUCUGAAUCAGGAGGCCAGGUCAAAUAGCCACGUUCAGAAAAGGGCUAUCAAGCAAAUCAUCAGCCAUUCGCUCUUCAAUGACUUCUCUUUCGACUAUGACAUUGCUGUGAUGGAGCUGGCCAGCCCCGUCACUUUUUCCAAAGAGAUCAUACCUAUCUGUUUGCCCGAUGCCACCCACGAAUUCCCUACAGGAAAAGCCAUCUGGGUGACCGGUUGGGGAAGGACUCAAGAACUGGGUUCUCCUUCCAGUAUUUUGCAGAAAGCAGAAAUCCGGGUGAUCAAUCAGACGAUGUGUGAAUCCCUACUGGCCAAUCAACUCACUGCACAAAUGAUGUGCGUGGGAGUCCUGAGUGGAGGAGUCGAUGCUUGCCAGGGAGAUUCUGGAGGACCGCUUGUUAGCGUGGAAGUUAACAAUAGGAUGUUCCUGGCUGGGGUAGUCAGCUGGGGAGAUGGUUGCGCUCGACGGAGCAAACCAGGUGUCUACACCCGGGUCACCAAGUUACGAACAUGGAUCAAGGAGAAAACAGGGGUGUAGGUAGUUUCUGCCACUAGGAUUGUUCACACAUCUGCCCCCUCGCCCAGGUCGGUGAACCUGGCCAUUGAAGAAGACUUUCCCGCAUGAUGUGAAGGGAACCCUGUCUUAGAACAUUCACUCCUUCUCUCCUUUUGUUCUCGUUCUUCUGGGUCUGGAUGGGGAAGGUUGGUUUGACCCAUCUGGAUUAAUUGUAUGUGGACCGUUGCCCUUCAACUAGGAGCCCUUCAAUUGCUUCUUGCCUUGCUUCUGUCUCCCGAGAUCACCGCAGUGUCUUCAUUUAAAUAUGAACUGAUUUUUGACCGGCCUGGAGCUCCAUCACAGAUCUGACUUCGGCACAGGUGUGCAAGGGAAGGUUGGAACCAAUUUGAGAUAGGAUUAUACCGGCUCCUCUUUUCCCAAGCGCCAAACAGAUGGCACUGGGAGGAACAGAAGACUAAGCUGCCUGUUUAGAAAACAAAUUGCAGGUCUCUGGGCUUGGUGCCCUGUUGUUUUCUGUGUUGUGUCCAACACAAUGCCAGCUGCGAUUAUCCUACGGCCUAUAACGUUUCCCCUAAAGGUUGCUAUCUUUGCUAUCACAUGUGCAAAGCCCUGGAACUCUUAAGGAAAGGGAAUUAUGACAAUUUCCAGAUUUGCUACCUGGAUUGAUUUAGGGGGCUAUAAUAUCGCUGCAAAACUUUGUUGACCACUAGAAGGGAGCAGAGAGAUACAAAAAGCUAUCUUUUGCUCCUGGCCAGUGAUAUUCUGAAUAUUUAUUUUCAGCAGAGGUAAGGCAGCGGUUUCUUUGAUUCAAUAACUUCUUCUUUUUUCCCCCCCUAUCCCCCUGAGUGAACUUCACAAUAUCGGUGCAGAAUUGUCUAUAAAAUACAACCUUGUCAAACUGACGAGGUAAGCACUGAAAAUCAUAUUGGGUCUGCAACGUAAGAAGCAUCAUCCUUGCUGUUUUUUACGGGAAUAUUUCCCGUCUCUGACUUCACCUCCUUUUUAUAAGACGCUAAUCAAAGAUGCAAAGACCUUGGGAAGAAAAACAGGAGGCGGGACAGCCAGGAAAUCCCCCCCCCUCUGAUUUUUUUCUUUCCCAUCCUCAUUUGUUUCUUACAUCUCACACGCUAGCAUAAUUUAGAUUGAGAUUCCCUCCUUGAUAUUUUUUGAAACCAUAUUUCUGUUCAUUUGAGUCACUGGGAUAAAAGUUCUGACUUUAGCUUCCUUUGUAGGGAGAAACAAGCUCUACAACGGUUCUGUGGACUAUUAGGUUGUUCUGCAAAUCUCUCAAAUACCUUUGAGGACAAAAAGCGACAAUUGGGGAGUUGCCUUUUGUUCUUCUGUGUCUGCGUGUAAAAAUCCAGUUGAAAUAUUUGGGACUUGCAAUCCACUAGCCUCUUCCUUUCAUAAAAACAAAACAGUGGAUUCUGGACUUUUCCAACAGUGAAAAUUACGAUUCUUUCCAUCAGGGGUGGAAUAUGGUAGAUGGACCAAGAAUGAGGGGAGAACUUCAACAAGUGUGUUGGAUUCCACCUAUCUUGUUUGCCUGAGUUUUGAAAAGCCCGUGCCUUGUAUCUAAGUGCCACUUCAUCUCCCGAGCCAUCCUUCCACAAGACCUUAUCUCUUAGAAGCACUUCUUGGUUCUUGUAAAAGGCUGCAAGUUUCAGAUGUUCUGGAGACUUGGUCUCCUGAACUUCUUGGAAGACGUUCUGAGAUUUGCAGACCCUUGCAGUUCUUGCUCCAAGUCACCUUCCCCAAAUCCUGUCUUGCCCAGAAGGUUUUAGGACCCCUUUCCCCACUUAGUGCCCCUCAGAUUUCUUGGACACCACAAUAAGCUGGCUGGGAAUUGCAAUGCCUAGUCGUCAAUGCCCAUUAAAAAGCCCAUCUUGGAAAAAAUGUUGAUAACGGAGCAGAUAUGUCUGAGAUACUGCACUUUUAAUCCAGUUCCUCUGCACCUUUUUACCUCAUUAGAAUGAGAUAGAUGUAGAGAGAUCUAGAGAAAAUAAUUGUGUGUGCAUGUGUGAAUGUGUAUAUGUGUGUUUGUAUGGGUGGAUGGUUUCGUUUUUCUGCCCCGUUUUGGGGCAGAUUGGCAUUACCACAAUGUGCCUUAAUGUACAGCCUUGUUUAAUCUGUGGUACUCUACAACAUUUCUUUCUUCUUAGGACCCCUGAGAUUCUGUAUAGGUUGAUGGUUAAAGGUAAUGCUUGUUUUCCAAACUGGGGGUCCUGUGAAAGUCUUGUAUUCACAUUCCUCUUCUUCUUCCUAGCUAUUAGCCAAGCUGGUUGUAGUCCAGGCUUCUAUCCUGUGGUGUCAAAUGCUGGUUUGCUUUGGUGUUGCUGAUUGCAUCAACAGACUGUGAGCCUUCUUUGAGUAGACUAAGUGCCUCUGUGUAAGCCUUUGAGUGAAAGAAAGAUGACCGUGAGAUUAUUUAGAAAAUAAACACUACUAAGUAGAGUUAGAUGGAUGGAGGAAAAAAUUUUCUGCAAGCCAAUGGACAAAACUGUUGUAUUUCACUGUGUGAUCUGUUAUUUUUUACAACUGUUGCUUUUACAACUGAUGGACAAGUAAUGAGUUCUUUACUUAGUGUUGUUCUGUUCUUAGUGUAAAACUUAGUGUUGUUCUGCACCUCUGUUGGUCCAAAAUGUAGACCAGGGAAAAUGACAUAUGUUCUUGAAGAAGUUGUUCCUCAGACACAGGACAAAAGUGGGAAGAGGUCUUUUUUGUUGUUGUUUGUUUUAGGAUAUUUGAAUAGAAAGGGCUAUUUAACGAUCUGGGAAAUAGGACUGUGUCCUGUUCUUUAAAGCACAAAGCUAUAGAAAAGGACCAAUGCAGAUUUAACUGUUUUAUUUCAUGUUAAAAGAAAGCUUUUCAAAAUUGUUUGAAGUUAAUCAGCUCAAUUUUACUUCUUACUGUGUUUGUAUAUAUAUAAAGAUUAUAUCUUUUUUUAAAAAAAAUGCUGUAAAUAGCCUAAAUACAAGAAAAAACUAUACCAAACAUAAUUCCUACCAAUAUUUCUACCCCCCUUUUUAUUUUUUAUUCAAAAACCAAAUGAAGUGGAAAUGUCCGAUGAUUCUUAAUCUGUUAUUAAACUUGUUUUUUAAUGGAUGUUUCAUUUUAAUUAGUCAUGUUCUGUGGGGUUGAAAUAUUUUCUUUUGGAUGAAAAGCUGGCCUGAGUAGUAUAAGCAACAAGGACCUCAAAACAGAGGGAUAGCAUCAAGAUCACAAGAAUUGAUGCAGGAAGUCAUUGAUUUAUGAUCCCAACUGAGCCCCCAAUUUUUGUUGUAAAGUGAGACAGUUGUUAAGUGAAUUUUGCUCCAUUUUACCAUAUUUCUUGCCAAAGUUGUUAAGUGAAUCACUGCAGUUGUUUGUAACACAUUCAAGUGAGUCAAUGGCUUCCCCAUUGACUGCAACUGUCAUAAAUAUGAAUCUGUUGCCAAGCGUGUGAAUUUUGAUCACGUGACCCCAGGGAUGCUGCAACGGACAUAAGUGUGAAAAGUGAUCAUAAGGCACUUUUUUCAGUAAUGUUGUAACUUCAGUUAUUAAAAGAAAUAUUGUAAGUUGGGGACUAUCUGUAAUGCCACUUUAUACCGUACUAGUGAAGCCACGUGGAAUACUGCGUACAAUUUUGGUCACUACAAUACAAAGAUGAUGCUGAGGCCCUGGGAAUUGUGCAGAGAAGAACAACAAGGAUGAUGAAGGGUCUGGAGCAAUGGAUGCUUCGGCUGUGUGUGGGUCCAGCUCUUCUGAAGCCGGUAUAUUUCCUCCAUACCCAUUCCAAAUAAUGGGUUAUAUAUCUUUCCCGUGUAUUUGGCGUCCUCCAGAUCAACUUUCAGAUUUACAAGAACAUUCCUGAAGUUUUUCUAGUCUGAUGUGUCCUGGAAUACAUAAACAUAGAUACAUUUUUGGAACAA